This is a messenger RNA of Spodoptera litura, 1085 nucleotides long. RefSeq names its product poly [ADP-ribose] polymerase 1-like. The record is from RefSeq and is a predicted model, not a curated record. Gene Ontology annotation, molecular function: zinc ion binding; DNA binding. NCBI's taxonomy places the organism in Eukaryota, Metazoa, Arthropoda, Insecta, Lepidoptera, Noctuidae.
GAGUUGUUGUUGGCGUCGCGUUGCCGCGCCUUCGGGUCGCCUCACGGCCUCAUUCGUUUAAGACCUACCGCGCCGAUAGUCGGGUCGGGUAGUACCUACAGUUCGUUCACAAACUGCGGGAAAUAUCGCGAAAGUAGAUCUUUUUUUAUUAUAAACGUUGAUAAUAUUUAACUAUAGUUAUCUACAUUAUUUCUAAAAAAAAAAAAUAAUACCAAUUUAGGAAUAUAGGUGCUACUUGAUUACUUUAUUACAAUGUUCCGUUCUCCAAGGGAUCCAUAUUAUGUUGACUUGAACGUGCACAAGUUUAAGGCGGAAUAUGCUAAAAGUGGAAGAAUGAAGUGCAAGGGAUGCGGCGAAGAGAUUGAUAAAGAUACUGUGCGAAUCGCUGUUAUUGAGCGUAUUACGUGUGACUUGUUUAGUGCAAAUGACUACAAAUGGCAUCAUGAACAUUGUUUUUUUAAAAAAGUCAGCGUAGUUAUUACUCCUGAACAUAUUCGUGACUUAUCUACACUCAAGGAGGAGGAUCAGGAGAGAAUCAAAUCUAUAAUUGAAACAAUUGCUACUAUACUUUCAAGGAAAAGACGAAUUAAACGUGAUGGUAAGCCCGUAAAGAAGGUAAAGGUAGAAACCAAUAAAGAAUGAAACAAAAGGAAAACUAAAAGAUCGCCCAUAAUCCACACCGGCCGAGUUCGCAAAGUCCUGUCUUCGAAAAUUUAUACCUAAAACCGAUGUGAGACUAUUUGGGCCUGUACCAGAAGAGGACAUUAAACCUGAUACUAUGUAAACUUACUCAAAUUUAUGUAAUAAGCCUCUUGAUUAUGGUAAUAUGAUAUUACCUACCAAUCACAUUUGCAUAUUGCACACCAAGUACUUAAAAUCCUUUAAAAUAAUUAUAAAAAUGUAUCUUACAUCUUGGACAGAUAUUAUGAAGAAUCUCAAAAUGCAUUUUUUGGUAAGUGUAGUAAUUGUUAGUGAAAGUGCCAUGUAAUAUUAAUGUGUUAAAUUUUAGUGUCCCUUCGUCCAGCAUACUCACCAUAGAAUCCUGAUAUUUCAUGAAUGUCAAAAAACUGUUCUGAAAUAGUGCU